AUGCGCUCAAAUCAAUCUUCAACGCCGAGCCUUUCGCUCGCAUUGACUUCCUUCAAGCCACACAAUGGAGAGAUUACAAACCACCAGAACACCAGCGACAACGAAUACUACUCACCAACCUCGCCAUCAUCACCGACCAGUCUACUCAGCUCGUCGACGACGGUCACAAGCACUAGCUAUACAUUCUCCUCAUCACCAAACUCUCCAUCACUAUCUGCUGUUCAACCUCAACACGUCCGCAGUCCCCGUUUGAUAUCCGAGAAACUGAAGAUUAGCCACAACCAAAGCACGGAAUCAAAAUCAAGCACAGUGACAGCGACGGUCCUCCGCCGCCGCCCCUCCAACAUCGACAUCCUUCUGCAGCAAGAACACACUCGGGCGUCCAUCAACGAAAUUGAGCGGAAGGGACUGGAUCUCCUGGAACCGCGUCCCGUGGAUCUGGAACCCAUCGGUCCCGUCGGGAUUAACGCUCGGGGCGUACAGUUGCAGCCUAUUGUUACACGGGACCGGCUUCCGACCCAGAGUCCUAUUAAUAAUCACGGUAUUGACAACGAAAACGAUGGCGGGCACGGCGACGACAGGAAUCAGAUAGAUGGCGCGGCGCAGGCGGAGGGAAUGAACACGCACUCGCAGCCGCGGUUUGUGAUGGGUGGGAUAUUUGAGGUUAUGGAGGGAAGAGGGUAG
Aspergillus mulundensis is the source of this 684-nucleotide messenger RNA. RefSeq lists its product as uncharacterized. The record is from RefSeq and is a predicted model, not a curated record. Lineage: Eukaryota; Fungi; Ascomycota; Eurotiomycetes; Eurotiales; Aspergillaceae. The transcript has a single exon. The coding region runs from base 1 to 684 and encodes 227 amino acids.